UCCUCGCAUGGUUUUGUUUUGAAAAUGUGCCUCGCUAUUUUACACUCAGUGUAACAACUGUGUUUCAUAAAUUUAAGCUAUUGACUCAUUUCAGAAUCAAGAACUAGUUGUAGCACAUCUUGAAUGAGAUUAAACUGUUGUAAGAAUCUUUUUGGAUACCCAUCUGAUUUAUUUAUAAGACUUUUUCCAUAUAUCUAUUCUGGAAUGUUUAGAAUUGCUUGUAAAAUACGUGAUGGAGCGGAUGCAUACGCACAAAAAUGUUGCAUUCCUUCCUCCAUAUUAAAAGACACUUCUAUAAAAGCAUUUGAUGUUGUUAUCGUGAACUGUGGAAUUUAUAAUUACAUUUGUCGAGUUUUCCCACUUCCUGUUACAGACCUAGAAAAUUGUAUUACUGUUGAAAGCAUAGUAUCAUUCAGCUCCUCAAGUGAAGCAAAACCCUGGAGGGCGAGAACCAGAACUUUGUUAUUCCCUGACGAUAUUAGCGUUAUCAAAACAACAUCUUUUGAAAAGUUGCAAGUUAAAUUAGUUUUCGAAGAUGAGGCACAGAAGCUCGUAGCUAAUAUUGAAUCUUACCAAAAAAUUAUUUUGACUUUAUUACAACACCUUAUUAUUAAAAAGAAUUCGAUAAUUGAUUGUAGAAGUCAAAUCUUUGCAGACCUUUACCAUAUUCACAGCAUUAUCAUAUCUGAAACUUUUCAUGAUGCAGAAGAUUGUGGCCGAAUUACUAAAUCAUCAUCAAUUGAAAUUAUUGAAUCGGAUACACUGGAACAACUAAAUUUGCUUAAAGAUUUUGUAAAUAUGGAACUUGGUGGUAUGAAUACUGCAGCUUCACUUUUGGAUAUAUAUUUAAUUCAGAAUAAAUAUAAAAGUGUUAUUGUUUUAGGACCCUCUGGAUCGGGAAAAAGUACCUUAAUUAAAUCAUUCUGUAAAAAGAAAAAAUCGUUUUUAGUAUUGAUUGAUGGUAUGAAAGACUGUAAUCUUACAUUUGAUAAAUGUAAUGAAUAUGUGAAACAGCUAUCCCAGUCAUCAUUUUCAUUUCCUGGUCAUCCUACUAUUCUGUUUAUUGAUCAUAUUGAUGAGUUAGCAUCAUCCAAUACAAAGAAAAGAAAACAGCUUAUUAAUUUAGUUUAUUUACUUAAACAUUUAGAGAAAACUAAUAUUUUAGUUGUUGCUGCUGCAGUGCAAAAAGAGUUAAUACAUCCUUCUAUUGCAAAUUUCUUUAAAAGACAAGUUUUAUUAGGAAUACCAACUUUUGAUCAACGAAAAGAAAUCUUAACUGUCUUGACAAAAUCAACUGCCUCUGAUAAACUGCAAUUUGACAAAAUAGCAGGACUGACUCCUGGUUUUGUUGCAAGUGAUCUUGUACAGUUGACCCAAGAGGCACUUAAAAUUAAGACAGAUGGUUUUAACAUCCAAAGAGAUGAUAAUAAAUGUUCAACUAAUCCUAUUUUAACAACUGAAGAUUUUGAGAAAGCGCUUCUUUCUGUAUCACCUUCUGUAUUGAAAACAUCUGAAUGGAGUAUGAAAGUCAAGCCUGUCUAUUGGAAAGAUAUUGGUGGAAUGUUUAAAAUCAAAGAACGAUUGCAGUUGAGCAUUGAAAUGCCUUUACGCCAUCCAGAGUUAUUUAAGAAAGUUGAUCUUCACUGUCCAAGGGGUGUGCUCUUAUUUGGCCCACCUGGAUGUUGCAAAACAACUCUAGCUAGAGGACUAGCCACUGAGUGCAAUGCUAAUUUUUUUGCUGCAAAUCCAUCCCAGAUAUACUCAUCAUAUGUUGGAGAAUCUGAAAAAAAUAUCACACAGCUCUUUUAUCAAGCAAGACUGAGUUCUCCAAGCAUUAUUUUCUUAGAUGAGCUGGAUAGCUUGGUCGGUUUUCGUGAUUUUGGAUCUAAACAACAAGGAGUGGCAGAAAAAGUCUUAUCUACAUUAUUGAAUGAAAUGGAUGGACUAGGUGCUAAAACACACUUUGGUGUGAAUCUUAAUCCAGAAACUUUUCAAAAUAGUGAUUCUGAUGAAGAAAAUGAUAUGUCAAGUAAGAAGCAGUCAUAUGAUGAAGUGAUAGUUGUUGCUGCAACAAAUAGACCAGAUUGUAUUGAUGAUGCUUUACUACGACCUGGCCGUUUUGACAUUAUUUUGUAUGUUCCUGCACCAAAUUGUGAAGAGAGACAAUCAAUAUUAGAGACACUGACAAAUGGUAUGCCUUUGAAAGAAAUUAAUUUGAAAAAUUUAGCAGAUAAAACUGAACAUUACACUGGAGCAGAUUUAAAACAUCUAUGCAAUAUGGCAGCUAUGAACGCUCUGAGAGAAAAUAUACAGAAUGCAGAAUAUAUAACAGAAGAACAUUUUUUGAAAGCUUUAGAACAUAUCAAACCAUCUGUAUCAAAAGAGCAAAUACAAAUGUAUGAACAAUUAGCUAUAAAAUAUGGUCCCAUAAUUUCAGAAUAAAUUAUGAAAUUUAA
This is a messenger RNA of Argiope bruennichi, 2456 nucleotides long. RefSeq names its product ribosome biogenesis protein SPATA5L1-like. Bases 124 to 2442 code for a protein of 772 amino acids. Lineage: Eukaryota; Metazoa; Arthropoda; Arachnida; Araneae; Araneidae. Gene Ontology annotation, molecular function: ATP binding; ATP hydrolysis activity. The transcript is spliced from 9 exons. The record is from RefSeq and is a predicted model, not a curated record.